GGGGCGAAGAUGGCGGACCAAAUCCCGCUGCACCCGGUGCCGCGCAGCACUCAACGGAGGGCGGCUUAUUACACCAACGCCCCCGCCGCUCAGCGGCACAACAGGUAUCAGGUAGAAGACGAGUCAUCUCACUUGGAUGAAAUGCCCUUAAUGAUGUCAGAAGAAGGCUUUGAAAAUGAUGAAAGUGAUUACCAUACUUUACCAAGAGCCAGGAUUUCUCAAAGAAAAAGAGGCAUAGAAUGGUUUGUGUGUGGUGGCUGGAAAUUUCUCUGUACCAGUUGCUGUGACUGGCUCAUAAACGUUUGCCGAAGAAAGAAACAACUCAAAGCACGCACAGUAUGGCUUGGAUGUCCUGAAAAAUGUGAAGAAAAGUAUCCAAGAAAUGCUAUAAAAAAUCAAAAAUACAAUAUCUUUACAUUUAUACCCGGGGUUUUAUAUGAACAGUUCAAGUUUUUCUUGAAUCUUUAUUUUCUCGUUGUCUCCUGCUCACAGUUUGUACCAGCGCUGAAAAUAGGCUACCUCUACACCUAUUGGGCUCCUCUGGGAUUUGUUUUGGCUGUCACAGUGGUUCGGGAGGCAGUUGAUGAAUUUCGUCGUUACCAGCGAGACAAGGAAAUGAACUCGCAGUUAUAUAGCAAGCUCACAAUACGAGGUAAAGUUCAAGUUAAAAGCUCAGACAUUCAAGUUGGAGACCUCAUCAUAGUGGAAAAGAAUCAGCGAAUUCCAUCUGACAUGGUGUUCCUAAGAACUUCAGAAAAAACAGGUUCAUGUUUUAUCCGAACUGAUCAGCUAGAUGGUGAAACAGACUGGAAAUUAAAAGUUGCUGUUAGUUGCACACAGAGGUUGCCAGCUUUAGGGGAUCUUUUUUCAAUCAGUGCAUAUGUUUAUGCUCAGAAGCCACAAAUGGAUAUUCACAGCUUUGAGGGUACAUUUACACGGGAAGACAGUGAUCCAACUGUUCAUGAAAGCCUAAGCAUAGAAAAUACAUUAUGGGCAAGCACUGUUGUUGCUUCAGGAACAGUAAUUGGUGUUGUCAUUUACACGGGAAAGGAGACUCGAAGUGUAAUGAACACAUCCAAUCCAAAGAAUAAGGUUGGUUUGCUGGACCUUGAACUGAAUCAACUGACCAAAGCACUGUUCUUGGCUCUAGUUGCACUUUCAAUUGUCAUGGUAACCUUGCAAGGGUUUGUGGGUCCAUGGUAUCGGAACCUUUUUCGGUUUCUCCUCCUUUUUUCCUACAUAAUCCCUAUCAGCUUACGUGUGAACCUUGAUAUGGGCAAAGCAGCCUAUGGAUGGAUGAUUAUGAAGGAUGACAAUAUACCUGGGACAGUUGUUCGUACCAGCACCAUACCUGAAGAACUGGGGCGUCUAGUAUAUCUACUGACUGAUAAAACAGGUACACUGACCCAGAAUGAGAUGAUAUUUAAGCGCCUCCAUCUAGGCACUGUGUCAUACGGCACAGACACAAUGGACGAAAUUCAGAAUCAUAUUAUCGGUUCCUACUCUCAGGCACAUUCCCAAUCUAGUGGAAACAGCACCAGUGCAACACCUUCCCGAAAAGUACAGUCUUCUGCACCUAAAGUCCGCAAAACUGUCAGCAGUCGAAUACACGAAGCGGUAAAAGCUAUUGCGUUAUGUCACAAUGUUACACCUGUCUAUGAAUCCCGAGCAGGAGUGACUGGAGAAACAGAAUAUGCAGAAGUCGAUCAGGAUUUCAGUGACGAAAACAGAACUUAUCAAGCUUCUAGCCCUGAUGAGGUAGCACUGGUGCAGUGGACAGAGAGCGUUGGCCUUACUUUGGUCAACAGGGAUCUUACUUCAAUGCAGCUGAAAACCCCUGGUGGGCAAAUUCUGACCUACUACAUUCUGCAAAUUUUCCCUUUCACAUCUGAGAGCAAGCGGAUGGGAAUCAUAGUGAGAGAUGAAUCUACAGGUGAAAUCACGUUUUACAUGAAAGGUGCAGAUGUUGCCAUGUCCUCUAUUGUCCAGUAUAAUGACUGGCUAGAAGAGGAGUGUGGUAACAUGGCAAGAGAAGGACUGCGCACGCUGGUGGUUGCCAAAAAAUCUUUAACAGAAGAACAGUACCAAGAUUUUGAGAACAGAUAUAACCAAGCAAAAUUGAGUCUACACGACCGAGGCCUCAAGGUGGCUGCAGUCGUGGAGAGUUUAGAAAGAGAAAUGGAAUUGCUCUGCCUCACCGGAGUUGAAGAUCAACUACAGGCUGACGUUCGGCCAACUCUGGAGAUGCUGCGAAAUGCUGGAAUAAAGAUAUGGAUGCUAACAGGUGAUAAAUUGGAGACUGCCACUUGUAUCGCAAAAAGUUCUCACUUGGUAUCCAGAACGCAAGAUAUUCAUAUUUUCAGACCUGUAACCAGUCGUGGAGAAGCUCACUUGGAACUGAACGCAUUCAGAAGGAAACACGACUGCGCUUUGGUAAUAUCUGGAGACUCCCUGGAGGUCUGUUUGAAGUACUAUGAACAUGAAUUUGUAGAAUUGGCAUGUCAGUGUCCGGCCGUAGUGUGCUGCCGAUGUUCACCCACCCAAAAAGCUCACAUUGUAAAAUUAUUGCAGCACCACACUGGAAAACGUACAUGUGCAAUAGGUGAUGGAGGAAAUGAUGUCAGUAUGAUCCAGGCAGCAGACUGUGGAAUUGGAAUUGAAGGGAAGGAGGGAAAGCAGGCUUCCUUGGCGGCCGACUUUUCCAUUACACAGUUUAAGCACAUUGGCAGGCUACUGAUGGUCCAUGGUCGCAACAGUUACAAAAGAUCGGCAGCACUUGGUCAGUUUGUCAUGCACAGAGGCCUUAUUAUUUCAACUAUGCAGGCUGUAUUUUCUUCAGUCUUCUAUUUUGCGUCUGUUCCUUUAUACCAGGGUUUCCUAAUGGUAGGGUAUGCAACCAUAUACACUAUGUUUCCAGUCUUCUCCUUAGUGCUGGAUCAGGAUGUUAAACCAGAAAUGGCACUGCUGUACCCUGAACUUUACAAAGACCUUACUAAGGGAAGAUCUUUGUCAUUUAAGACCUUCCUCAUCUGGGUUUUAAUCAGUAUUUAUCAAGGUGGCAUUUUGAUGUAUGGAGCUCUCCUGCUUUUCGAAUCUGAGUUUGUCCAUGUCGUUGCCAUUUCCUUCACUGCUCUUAUCCUGACCGAGCUCUUGAUGGUUGCACUUACCAUACGAACGUGGCACUGGUUAAUGGUGGUGGCUGAAUUCUUCAGUCUUGGCUGCUAUGUGGCCUCUCUUGCAUUUCUAAAUGAAUAUUUUGGUAUAGGCAGAGUGUCUUUCGGAGCUUUCUUAGAUCUUGCCUUUAUCACAACUGUGACCUUCCUGUGGAAAGUGUCGGCCAUCACCGUCGUCAGCUGUCUUCCACUUUAUAUUCUGAAGUACUUAAAACGUAAAUUCUCCCCUCCGAGUUACUCCAAACUUACCUCGUAAAAAUG
Euleptes europaea (tarantolino) is the source of this 3434-nucleotide messenger RNA. RefSeq names its product ATPase phospholipid transporting 9B (putative) (gene ATP9B). NCBI's taxonomy places the organism in Eukaryota, Metazoa, Chordata, Lepidosauria, Squamata, Sphaerodactylidae. The record is from RefSeq and is a predicted model, not a curated record. Gene Ontology annotation, biological process: phospholipid translocation; retrograde vesicle-mediated transport, Golgi to endoplasmic reticulum; endocytosis. Gene Ontology annotation, cellular component: trans-Golgi network; plasma membrane; endosome. Gene Ontology annotation, molecular function: ATP binding; magnesium ion binding; ATPase-coupled intramembrane lipid carrier activity. The coding region runs from base 10 to 3429 and encodes 1139 amino acids. The transcript has 31 exons.